Bombina bombina (fire-bellied toad) is the source of this 2483-nucleotide messenger RNA. RefSeq names its product eva-1 homolog A, regulator of programmed cell death (gene EVA1A). Gene Ontology annotation, molecular function: carbohydrate binding. Bases 29 to 1465 code for a protein of 478 amino acids. The record is from RefSeq and is a predicted model, not a curated record. Lineage: Eukaryota; Metazoa; Chordata; Amphibia; Anura; Bombinatoridae. The transcript is spliced from 8 exons.
GUGGGACAAAACCAGGGGAUACCCCAGGAUGGGAUUGUGUGGAGCUGCCCCCCUCAUGUCAUGUUGUGCACUGGGAAUUCUUUACUUUGGAACAUUAGGUAAUCUGGCAGCAACUUCAUCAGAGUAUUCAGGCUACAUUUCCAGGGUACUGAAGAAUUAUACGUUACGAGCCUGUGAUGGAGAAUAUAUAUCGCUCAAAUGUCCUCAUAGAACAACCAUCAGCAUUCAGUCUUCAUUUUAUGGUCGCAAUAUGCCCAGCCAUCAGAUGUGUCCGUCACGUUACCCACAGUCCUUUGCAACAUUUCUUAAAGAAGAUGUUUCCUGUUCAACCACUACAGCUCUACAGAAAAUGCUGGACGAAUGCCAGGACCGGAGGAGUUGCCAGCUUCUUGUCAAUAGCCGAUUGUUCGGUUCAGAUCCAUGUCCAGGAACCAGCAAGUACCUGGUUGUUUGGUACAAGUGCAGGCCAAAUGAAUACAAGAGUAACGUAGCCUGUGAAGAUGACAGGUUGAGGCUAAACUGUAAGAAAAACACAGUGAUAGCUAUUUAUUCAGCUACCUUUGGAAGAUUACAGGGAGGCAGUUUGGAGUGUCCAUACCAGAACCUGGGAAUGCCUUCAGUAGAGUGCCAGUCAGCUUCAGCCCUUUCCUUGAUGACCAAAAGAUGCCAGGGUAGGAGAAGCUGCAGUAUCUAUGCCAGCAUCUAUGAGUUUGGAGAUCCGUGUUACCCUGGUGUCCGCAAGCACCUUAAUGUCAUCUACACCUGUGUACCCAAAAAACUGCUGUAUGAAACUCCGACAAAAUCAACAAAUUUCCAAGGAAUAUUGCAAACACAAUUCCCUCAGCUGCCGAGGGCGUAUGAUCGCAAUGUAAUUGGAGAUGGGACAUUUUAUCCGGAUUCUUAUUUCAUAGCAGAGCGCGAUUUGUCAGAGAAGAAGAAGGAACAAGCUGCUGCCUUUUACCCAACUGAUAACAACCUUUCUAUGGAUGAGAUAAAACAUCCUCUCUCCAACCGUACAAUGGCGCCUGUGGAACAGACUAGCACAAACAUGGUUCUCAUAAGCAACCUUUUAGCAGCAUAUUCCUUUAUCACAGAAAACCCAGAGAGAGCUGCUUUGUAUUUCGUCUCUGGAGUGUGCAUUGGCCUAAUUCUGACGCUUGUAGCUUUGGUAAUGAGGAUAUCCUGCCAAACUGACUGUAAAAGGUCCAUUGUGAAGAAAACUCCUAGGAAACCGGAGAUUGACAGUGACAGCAGUGACAGUGAUGAUGAUUCAGAUACCACUUCAGACUUGUCUGCCAGGAGACACCGACGCUUUGAGAGGACUUUGAACACAAAUGUGUUUACAUCUGCUGAGGAACUAGAGAGGGCACAGAGGCUAGAAGAACGAGAGCGUAUUAUUCGGGAGAUUUGGAUGAAUGGACAACCAGAUAUCCCAGGAACAAGAAGUCUUAAUCGUUACUAUUAGAACUAGUAUUUUGUUUUUUUCUUUUUGUUCUAAGUGAUCAGUUCACUGUAUCUCACAAGUGUUGACAUCUUUUUUUGAGGAACUCAGAAAGGCUUGUGUUAAACGAUGACUUCUACUCUUUAGAUCAUUUGAAGGGACAAAUGAAAAGGACAGUCCUUCAAAUAUCAUUUUCUUACUAGAUCACUUAGCUCAUGAAAGCCAACAUGUCAGUUAUGUUGUAUAUUGUGUUUCCUGGCAGGAAACCUAGUAUAGGAACAUGGAACCCUUCUUUAUGACACUCCUGUUGUCAUUUGAGGUUUUAUCUUGAUGAACUUAUUUCUUACAGGAAUUUCUAUGCACUGCAGAGGAGAUGUAUGAGACUCGCUAAGACGAUACUGCCAUUAUGGAGUAUGAGGCUUUACAUAUCAGGAGCAUUGUGCUACAAUUUGGGGCAUUUAGAAGAAGCUAUAAACCUGGACUGUCUAGCUUCCUGUUACAGACAAGUAAUCUUGGUGCUUAGAGUUCAUACUAUUAUAUUUAAGACUGUUUGAAAUCUUGAUUUUUAUUUUGUUUUUUAAAAAAAGCAGCAUUUACGGGCACCUCAGGGAUGAAAUCCUAUUGUAUUUGAGUACAAUUAUUUGGGUACUGAAUUUAUGGUAUUAUGGCCAGGGCUCAUGAAGCUAGGAUCCUGUGAAUUUCCAGCACUGUGUGAUCUUCAUGGAACUAAAGUGGAUCCCAGCUUCAUGGAUCCAGGCAACAAAGAUGUGUCAGAUCAUUAAAACCUCAGAGAGGUUGAUUUUUUUUUUUUUUUUUAAAUAUAUAUAUUUUUGGAGAUGCUGCACAAUACUGUGCCUUAUUAAUUAUCUUUAUGUCAUUAAAGUUUCUGUACGGCUAGCAAUGCACAAUGUUUAAAUAUAUAUAAAUAUAUUUUAUUAAAAAAAUAACAGCAGUUUGUAUAUUGAAGAACAAAAUUGUGUGUUAGAAGACCAAAUGUGAUGGAAGGACAAUGCAAAUAAAUAAAACAAUAUUUGGUUUUGUA